Molecule: messenger RNA, 963 nt
Organism: Anopheles marshallii
Lineage: Eukaryota; Metazoa; Arthropoda; Insecta; Diptera; Culicidae
Gene: Trax
Product: translin-associated protein X
Exons: 2
Coding region: 1-963 (320 amino acids)
Cellular component (GO): cytoplasm; nucleus
Molecular function (GO): RNA binding; RNA endonuclease activity; sequence-specific DNA binding
Source: RefSeq, a predicted model, not a curated record
AUGAGUGCAUAUCGCGGUAACAAGCGUCAACAUUUCGGGAAGGGAGGCGGUCGUCGUGGAAAAGAUCACGACAAUGCUUCAGUUGAUGAAAACAAUCCCGUAAUUCAGUGUUUCCGUGAAUACGCGACCAUUUUAGAUGCGAAGCACGAUAAAUAUGAGCGCAUUGUGAAAAUCGGCCGGGACAUCACCAUUGAAUCCAAGCGAAUCAUCUUUCUUCUGCACACUAUCGAUCCUAGAAAGAACAAUGCUCGAAAAGUUUGCGAAGAAGCGAAGGAACGACUGGAAACCAUUUUUCGCAACCAUUUUAUAAACAUUGCAAAAGAACUGAAGGAUCGAGAUCCUUACCAGUUUGCGCGGGCAUAUACGAAUGGAAUGCAAGAGUUUAUUGAAGCUUACACAUUUUAUGAAUACUGUUGCGGGCAGGAUAUAUCGCACUGGGAAUCUAUUCAACAGAAGCUAACAUAUGAAAAUACCCCAAGCGAUGUUCCAUGCGAUAUGAAAAACAUCAAGGAGGAAGACAAUAUGGAGCCAUCUACUGGGCAAGGGUUGGAGGAAUCAACAAUUGCAACAGCUGUAUCGAACAAAGGUGGCGAAGCAUUUAAGAUGACUUGUUUGCUGCAUCCGCAAGAUUUUGUACUUGGCCUUGGUGAUCUUAGCGGUGAGAUUAUGAGAACAUGCGUCAACUCGCUCGGAUCUGGAAAUUCAGAGAGUUGUUUCCAACAUUGCCGCUUUAUGCAAGAACUGUACAAAGGUUUCCUGAGUGUAACGUCGAUACGGAGUCGAGAUUUUACUCACAAAAUGAUUACUUUGCGGCAAAGUUUAUUGAAAAGUGAGAAUGUUUGCUAUAAUGUGACGGUUCGAGGUGGUGAAGCAGCCAAGUGGGGAACAACUGACGAUACCGCUGGUGCGCUGUUCCAGUUACAACUUUCAAAGGACGACGACGACGAGGGCGUAUAUUUUUGA